AUGGCGUCUAACUCUGUAAAUUAUCAGAGUUUACAGUGCACCGAUCUGAAGAAUAUAUUGAAAUCGAAAGGUAUUCCGUUUUCUAAUAGAAAUAAGCAAGACUUGGUUGAUUUAUGCGAGGGAGCAGAGGCGUUAAAUUUGCCACAUAUCGGUCAUUAUGAUGGUGAUAUACAGGCCUCCAUUAGCAGACGAACGGUUCGUGGAAAAACAUAUCCACACCCAUAUCAUGAUGGUAGCAUCGCUUGGACUCCGAAUCUUUCCAUUAUUCCCUCUAUAGAUGCCUUUGACGUGUCAUCUUUUCUUCAAAACUACAGUGGGUGGUCUGAAGAACGCUUACGGAACAGGAAAUCCGACAGUGGAUAUAAGCUUCAUUGCUCUGGUCACAUUUAUGAUGUCGUCAUGGUUCUGUUAGGUGAUGAUACAUGUAUGUGUUUUAUCAAGGAUAAGUGUGUUCCUGAAACACGGCAAUCCAGUGAUCCCUAUAUCCCGUGGAUUCUGGUUGAAAAAGGGGAUGGGUCCUGCAAACAUGUUGUCGCCCUACUAUUUGGCAUUACUGAUCACGUCAUAUCCAUAGAAGACCGAAGUACCAUUGGAGUCACAGAUACUGCAGCAUAUUGGAAUAAACCAAGAAAAGUAUGCAGGCCAGUAGCUGUUCAUAACUUAGAUAUCAGGAUUGACACGAAUGUACCAGAUAGACCACGGCCGUCGGAAGAUUCUGGAUAUUUGCCACUUAAGUCAUCAGCAUUGGAUUUAAAGUCUUUGGAGAAGAAUAUUGUUCAAGCUCUCAAAAAGAGCAAUACACCAGCAGUGGCCUUGUAUACAUUGUCAGAUUCUGAUGAUGACAAUGAUGUGUCUAUGGGUAUUGAGGACACACCUAAAAAUAUUAUUGAUUUAAUGUCGAUGCAUGGUCAAGAAAAUUUGAAAGUAGAUGAUUCUUAUGUUAAAAAAGUAAAUGAAUUCACUAAAGGGCAAUCCAUCAACCUUAUGUGGCAGUACCAGAGAAAAGGUAGACUGACUGCUUCAAACUUCUUUAAUGCCUAUCACUACAGAGGUGAUAAAGCAGACAACUACAUUGUAAGAAGUAUUAUGGGUCAGUAUCAUUUCACCUCAAAAUCAGUCGAAUAUGGAAAACGAAAUGAAUCUGUCGCUCGAGAGAGAUAUGUUGAUCACAUGACAAGUUGUCACCCCUCAUUCAAGUGUGCAGAGACUGGAAUCUAUGUUUACAAAGAUUUCCCUUUCUUCGCUGCAUCCCCUGAUGGCAUUUCUGAAUGCAAGUGUUGUGGAAAAGGACUUGUUGAAAUUAAGUGUCCUUACAGUUCAAGAAAUGAAACAUCUCUGAUUGCUAUGUCAAAAAAUUCAUCAUGUGCAAUUGUCAAUGGAAAUUAUGAAUUGAAAAAGAGUCUGUCCUCCCCAUUUUAUGUCCAAAUGCUUGGUCAAAUGGCAGUAUGCAAGUUUUCACAUUGUGAUUUUGUUUUGUUUACUCAAAAAGAUAUCUAUGUAGAGAGAAUUCAUUUCUCAAAAGCAGAUUGGGAAUUGUUAUCUGAAAAGCUUAAAAGUUUUUAUAUGCAGUACGUUUUGCCAAACUUAGUUUGA
Molecule: messenger RNA, 1593 nt
Organism: Saccostrea echinata
Lineage: Eukaryota; Metazoa; Mollusca; Bivalvia; Ostreida; Ostreidae
Exons: 4
Coding region: 1-1593 (530 amino acids)
Source: RefSeq, a predicted model, not a curated record